Molecule: messenger RNA, 2469 nt
Organism: Acanthochromis polyacanthus (spiny chromis)
Lineage: Eukaryota; Metazoa; Chordata; Actinopteri; Pomacentridae
Gene: asb3
Product: ankyrin repeat and SOCS box containing 3
Exons: 10
Coding region: 285-1976 (563 amino acids)
Biological process (GO): intracellular signal transduction
Cellular component (GO): cytoplasm
Molecular function (GO): protein binding
Source: RefSeq, a predicted model, not a curated record
GACGACAGUUGAAGCUUCCAUAGCGUCUCUCGGUAGAAGCACACUUUAAUUUCAGUGAAACACAUAAUAUAUCGUUUGAUAUUUUAUGGAAAUAAGUGUAUGUAGCGUUGUGUAGAGGCAUGUUUGAGUUUCACAGCAUUUUGAAUCGUUUUUAGUUACUUAUGUCGUGAUUUGUAGCAUCGUAGUUAGCCAGCAAAGUUAGCUUGGUGCCUGAAGUUGUGUUUCGAUGUCUUAAAUCUUAUUUUUUGAGUUAAAUUGAGACCUUUUAGGAGGACUGUUGUGGGAUGGACUUCGUGUUCACAACGUGUUACAGAGACACGGUGUCCGACGUUUCCGCUGCAGCUCGUGCAGGCUCUAGGAAGAGGGUGAGGAGGCUGAUAAAAAGAGGAUGCAAUGUCAACGCUCGAGACAACCGCGGCUGGAACGCUCUGCAUGAGGCGGCGGCAGCUGGCAGCAAGGCGUGUGCGCUGGAGAUUCUGACUGCUGUCCGCGGAAUCUCUCUCGGCAGAUGUCGCUCCUAUGUGAACUGUUUGACUCAUGAAGGGGAGUCGGCGUUGUACCUGGCGGCGCAGCGUGGACACCUGGCCGUGGUCCGACUCCUCCUCAAAGCACGCGCCAACAUCAACGAGCUAACCAACGACUCGUCCUGCCCUUUAUACGCAGCUGUCGACGGCGGCCACAUGGAAAUCGUGGAGCUGCUGGUCAGUAAAGGUGCAGAGGUGAACAGCACACACACCGCGUCCUGCUGGACCUGCCUUCAUCAAGCCGUUUAUAAGGGUCACAGUGAAAUUGUGCGCAUUCUUGUGAACGUUGGAAACCUGGAGGCUUUAGACGACCACAAGAUCUCGCCACUGUUUCUAGCUGCUCAGUACGGGCAGAGGGAAUGUCUGGAAAUACUCGUUAAUGCUGGUGCCAAUGUGAACGCCCAGGCAGCGGACAUGGCCACGCCGCUGCUGAUCUCCUCUCAGGAGGGCCACCAGGCUUGUGUGGAUUUUCUGCUGGACCACGGAGCAGAUCCUAACAAAGCCUGCAGCAGCGAGUGGCCCCAGCUUCCCAUUCAUGCAGCCGCUGAGUUUGGCCACAUCAGUGUCCUUCAUAGGCUGAUAGCUGUUACGGAUCGGGUGUGUGGCCAUGGUGACGGCAUGGUGAGUCCGCUGUACCUCGCCGUCCAGAAAGAUCAGGCCAAAAGCAUGGAGGUGCUGCUGAGGGAAGGUUACAGCCCAGACGCCCAGGACUGCACACGCACCCUGAGCCUCCGAUCACCGCUCGGCUUAGCCCUGGAUCGCUCAUCUAACAAGCCAUACAGUGAAUCGGUGAAAUUGCUGCUGACUGCAGGAGCAAAACUGAGCGAGGACGACUGGAUUUAUGCUUUGGCCGCUGACAGCACAGACCUGCUGCAGCUCAUCCUGGAGCACAGAUGGAUUCCUGGACCCGAGGCUUUGACCACUGACUGUUCUAUACCACAACGUCAUGGAAAAAACGUUUUGAAGCUCCAAGAACUGAGGGAGCUUCUCUGUGUGGCACUACACCAAGUCCGUUUUGCCGCCUGCUGGCUCCCUCUGCUUUUAAAGACGGGGCUGGAACCGUCUUUGCUGCUUCACCCCCACAUGUUGGAACAGGCAGACAGUGACGUGUUGAAUUACCUGCUGGAGUUUGUAAAUUGGUCGACUCUGUCUCCAUCUUUGAAACUUAUUCUGGACCGAAGGCGGGCAGAAAAAACCUGGGAACCCCGUUUACAUUUUGACUCUGUUCCCUGUCUCGCCCACCUCUGCAGGCUGCAGGUUCGGGUAACGUUGGGACCAGAUCAGCUGAUGAGGACCGGUGUAGUCCAGCAGCUCCCGGUGCCCUCCUUGCUUCACGACUUCCUCAAAUUCAGCGACAUCCCAGAACCUUCCAACACACACUCAGCACCACUGCCAAUUUCAGAUCGAAUAUAUGAGUACCACAGAACGCAUCAGCACCGACAUGUUCUGUAGCUCCGGCUAGUGCUGCUUUGGAUGAGUUAAAAUCACAGACAAGAUGACAGGUGAUAAUCUCUUUACAAUGCUACUGCAGUACUCAACUCUUGAGUGGAGUUCCUGAGAACUAUUCAGAAACUGCUAAAAGACUCCAAAGUACCCAGAUAUUUAUCUCACUUGGCAUCCAAAGCUGCAGGAUGUGCUGGAUCAAGCCCGACCCAUUGAGGUGUCACCCUCCCCCCCCAACCCACAGGACCAAGAGGACUGGCUGCCAACAUCUCAGUGCCAAACACCUGAGGACACCUCCAGAGGACCUCCAGAGCUGUGCUUUUAAGGCCAACGGAUCAGUAGAUGAGGCUAUGUGAUGAUUAGACUGAGUGUACAUAUUCAAAACCCAAGAAUCUGAUGUUUUUAUGGCUGCACCGUUCCGUCAAAUGUAAAUAUUUGAGUUUUUGCAGCAUUUUGUAUGCGUUCCCUCAAAAAAGUUUAAAAUAAAUUGAAUAAAAUAUGA